Molecule: messenger RNA, 1891 nt
Organism: Babesia bovis T2Bo
Lineage: Eukaryota; Apicomplexa; Aconoidasida; Piroplasmida; Babesiidae
Exons: 1
Coding region: 65-1819 (584 amino acids)
Biological process (GO): ribosome biogenesis
Cellular component (GO): Noc4p-Nop14p complex; small-subunit processome; nucleolus
Source: RefSeq, a predicted model, not a curated record
AAGCUGACACACCACAGAAGGAUGUCAAGAUGUAUAGUUAUAUAAAAAUUACACCCAUUCGAAAAUGACAGAAGACAAAAAUGAAGUUAAAUCAAAACCGAAGAACUGGUAUGAUGCCAUGGUUACUCUCAACCAAACAACAUCCUUAAAUGUUGUACUGAAAUUAGUGGAUUACCUAAUAGAGGAAAUAUACAUAGCAAAAGCAGAGUUUCCAUGUUACUAUGAUCGGCAGUUUUUUACCGAUGUGCAACAUCAUGCCAAUACAUUGCAUAUGUUAACAGGUAAAUCCUUAGACAACAAGAAAACACUUCGGAUACUAUGUCUAAAUUUUGUGGCCACUAUAGCUAAACUAUGCCAAAGAAAGGGAUAUACUAUCGCUAUUUUACCACAUCUGUUUACCAUCAUACGAUUGGAAUCGAAGUUAUUACAGCUGUUACAGAGUGAUCACUCCGCUAAAUUCAAAUUAUCGCAGGUUUUCCCGGGAUGUUUCCUGGAGUUUACAUUAGGACUCGUGAUAUACAAUGAUGAAUGGGAAAUCGAUGCUGUAUUUGAUAUAUUGUCUAACUAUGUAAACACACCGGAGAUAGUAUACCAUUGCUAUGUUGCAUUGCAAAAUAUACAAGAAAGCUUGGAAAGCGAUCAAGCUGAAAUAUAUAAACAUGACAAUGUAACGGAUGUUGUAGCGCUUGAACGGUUGACGGAGUUGGUAUUACGUCUACCUAAACCUGAGUUGACAUACCAAAAGAAAAAAGAGGAUGCACGUAAAGCAAAGGCUAGUACAAUUAAAUCGGUAAUUAAUUAUGAUUCCGAUUCAGGCUCUAGUAUUGAAUAUAGUGAAUCAUCAGAGAACAGUGAAUCUGAAAGUAGUGAUGAAACUGCUGAUGAUGAGAGUGAUGAAUCGUAUAGUGACAUCGAUGUUAACGGGGAUGAGAAUCUUAACCACGAAUCUUUGAAAGCAUAUUCUUCGAUGUGGCAAGGAAUCAUAUUAUGUGAUAUCGCAAUGAAUAAAGAUAUAACCGCCAAAAUAUUAAACCGAAUGCCAGCAGAUAUAUUGCCAUACACCAGAAGUCCAUUGAUAUAUGCCAAUUGGCUGAUAGAUCAUCUUAACUCGAAGGAUAAUCUACUCAGCAUGCUAAGCCUUAAAGGCAUAUUUGACCUUGUUCUUAAUCACGGACUAGGAGAAGUUGAAGAAUUGAAUAAUAACAUGGAUGGAAAGCAAGUGUCUUCAAGCAUCUACGAAAGGAUAUACAUGUAUUUGUCUGACAAUAUCAUUGCAUCCGAAUAUGGUAGAGAUUUCCUGCAAUUCGUCAACUUGGCAUUAAAAAGCGUUAAACUUCCAUCGCAAUUGACAGCACGCUUUAUCAAGAAACUGGUACGCACAGCGUGCUUCACAGAGUGCUUCGAAGCCACUAUACUGCUAACUAUCGCUGUUAACCUACUCAAGGUGCAUAGUCAUACCUGCCUAGGGGUUAUACACCAAGAUGAUGUGGCCAAUAUACAACAAACUAUAGAUAAAACAAGUAUGGAAUCACUCAUGGAAACAAGCGACAAAAAUGAAACUGAACAAGAACAAAUAUAUAUAUGGGAAUUGCCGCUAAUGAUAAACCACUUUAAUGAAAGAACUGCCAUCAUGGCAAGCACAUUCUACUCAGACCUCAAGAAAAAAAGAGCUGUUGUACUCAAACCAGAAGAUAUCAUCGAUUGCGAUAGCAUAGAACACCUGAGACUAGAAAUUAAAAAGGCACGCAGAGAAGAAAAAACUACAUUCAGAAGUACAUUGCAACAAACUACACAACUUGCUAAACAACUGUUUGCCUAAUGAUUAAGUUGCCAUUGGCCGUGUCAUUCAGUAAUGAUGUCUAUAGUGAUACCAUCGUCAGGUGGUACUUGA